AUGAGUACAAGCAAUUCAUCUUCUUUAUCCGUAUCUAGUCAGGUUACUUCUGAAAGCAGACAUAAUGGAAAUGAAGGGGUAGAUAAAGAAAAAGUAAACAGGGACAGAGCAGAUGAGGGUGAAAUAAAUAAAGAUGUAUCACUAGGGAAAAAAAAUGGAGGCCCUCAAACUGAUAACAACACUCUAAGUGAUGAAAAUACAAAUUAUGAGUUAAAUCCUGAUGACGCCAACAAUCUCACUAAAUUAGCUACAGUUAAAAGUAGCAUUCACGCUAAAACAUCGUUUAUCAAUAAGGAGAUAAAAUUCCAUUUGUCUUUUUUAACAUUUGUUAUUUUAGGAUAUCAUACAAGGUAUUGGAUAAGCAAAUUGUCAGCAUCAUACUCCCCAAGUUACGUUUCUUCUGGUACUAUUUUAUGGAGUAACAUCCCAGCAUGCUUUCUGAUGGGCAUUUGUCAAAUAAUUAAUCUGGGUGAGUUACAUGUCCCAGUAACUACAGGGUACUGUGGUACUUUCUCCUCAUAUUCUACAAUGAUAAGUGAACUUUUCGAUCAUUCCACCUCAACUACUUACUAUCCGAACAGAGCAUAUGGUAUUAUGGAGUUUUUAUCGGUUAUAGUUGUGGAAUUAACCUCAUCUAUGGGAUCUCUGUUAAUAGGUACUAGGUUUUCCGAGGAAUAUCUGACAAGUAAGACAAUGAUUUCAUUUUUGAAUAAACAUGUUUAUCCACUAACUUAUACUUUGGGAAUCCCUAUAACAAUUGUAAUGAUUGUACUAAGUGGGGUUUACUCCAAUUUUUCCAGAGAAUUUUUGGUUGGUAGCCUUUUCAGUAUAUUUGGAGCAUAUUUAAGGUUUUACCUAUCCAAGAUAAAUCCAAAGUUUACUAUUCCAUGGGGCACUUUUAUAGCAAACCAGUUUGCUAGCCUAAUAGUUGCUGUCCUGGAUCUGGUAUUAACAUCCCGUAAAAAUAUAGUCCACUCUAAAAAUGGACGUCUUGUUUUAAAAGGGCUUUCUAGUGGGUUUUGUGGUGGACUGAGUACAAUGAGCACUUUUAUGGCUGAGGGAAGAAAGAUUAAAUUAACAUUUGUACUGAUUUACUAUUUCAUUACUAUAUUUACAUCAUACAGUCUAUUCAUUAUUAUUUUAGGUUCGUAUAAAUGGACUGUUGGAUUGAACUGA
Molecule: messenger RNA, 1176 nt
Organism: Saccharomycodes ludwigii
Lineage: Eukaryota; Fungi; Ascomycota; Saccharomycetes; Saccharomycodales; Saccharomycodaceae
Product: FluC/FEX family fluoride channel
Exons: 1
Coding region: 1-1176 (391 amino acids)
Biological process (GO): fluoride transmembrane transport
Cellular component (GO): membrane
Molecular function (GO): fluoride transmembrane transporter activity
Source: RefSeq, a predicted model, not a curated record